CCGUUCCUUUUUAUAAUGUCUCUAAUAAAUACAGUUUGGGGAGAACUGCGAUAUUCUAUUGCAGAGGAAAUGCAACAGGGAUCAUUUAUUGGAAAUAUAUCACUUGAUUUGAGAUUAGAUGUUAAACAGCUUACUGCUAGAAAUGCCCGUGUAGUUUCGGAAGGAAAGGGGCAAUACUGUCAGCUGAAUGUGAAUACGGGGAUUUUGUUUGUGGAUGAAAGAAUUGACAGAGAAGAAUUGUGUGGAAAGAUAUCUGUAUGUACAUUAGAAUUUCGAAUUAUACUGGACAGUCCAAUCAAGUUUUACAGCGUUGCAUUGGAGGUUCAAGAUAUAAAUGAUAAUCCCCCCAGUUUCCAAGAAAAUGAAAUAACAUUUGAAAUAUCAGAAUCAACAUUGCCAGGAGCGAGAUUCCCACUAGAGAGCGCGCAUGAUCCCGAUGUUGGUUCCAAUUCCAUUAAUUCAUAUAAACUAAGCACGAAUGAUCACUUUGUCUUAGAUAUAGGGACAUGGGCUCAUGGAACAAACUAUGGGGAUCUGCUCCUAGAGAAAGCACUGGAUAGAGAGCAGCAGGCUCGGUUCAGUUUAAUAUUGACUGCUAUCGAUGGAGGAACACCUCAGAGAUCGGCUCCUAUUUCCCACCACACUACGCGGAAGUCGGGACCGGUACCCUCCAGCACAGAUACAGCUACGAUGUGUGUUUAACAACAGACUCUGGGAAGAACGAGUUUAAAUAUCUGAAACCCUGCGCAGAAAACAAUUCUGGGAAUAGCCUCAUCAAUCCACAGAAUUUUGACACAAUUUUAUAUGAUGGCGAAGGAAGCAAUAUGAAAACAGAAAACGUCUAUGUUCAG
Messenger RNA from Polyodon spathula (Mississippi paddlefish), 851 nucleotides. RefSeq lists its product as uncharacterized. The transcript is spliced from 2 exons. The record is from RefSeq and is a predicted model, not a curated record. Gene Ontology annotation, molecular function: calcium ion binding. The annotation marks the transcript as partial. Gene Ontology annotation, cellular component: plasma membrane. NCBI's taxonomy places the organism in Eukaryota, Metazoa, Chordata, Actinopteri, Acipenseriformes, Polyodontidae. Gene Ontology annotation, biological process: homophilic cell-cell adhesion.